AUGGGGACUCCAGGUGGCAAAUUGGAGAUUUUUGUCCAAGCUGUCUACAAGGCCUGGCUGUGCUCAGAAUACUUCAGCGUGACCCAGCAGGAAUGCCAGCGCUGGGUGCCCUGCAAGCAAUACUGCCUGGAGGUACAGACCCGGUGCCCCUUUAUACUCCCUGACAAUGAGGAAAUGGUGUACGGAGGGCUCCCUGGCUUUAUCUGUACAGGGUUGCUGGAUACUUCGCCAAAGCAGCCGGAAACCAAGUGCUGUGACGUGCAGUGGGUCUCAUGUGAGUCGGAGAAGAAGAAGUUCAAGGAGUCAGAGGCCCCCAAAACCCACCACCAGCAAUUCCACCACUCUUAUUUCCACCACUAUCAUCAACAGUACCACCAUUACCAUCCCCGCCACGAUCCCCCAGGUCGCAUCAGCUACAAGCCCUCCCUGCUGCCAGUCUCUGGAGGCUCCCACCUGAGCCCCAGCAGGAUCCGGCUCUGUGUCCUUGUCCUCAUGCUCCUCCACACCAUGGUGUCCUUCUCCAGCAACCAGGGUGGUGGGGGACUCGGGCUGGAAGCACUACCUGCCCUAGAAGAGGGCCUGACACAGGAAGAGUGACAGCGAGGCGGGAGAACAGACCACCACACACUGAAAUCAUCUCUAACCCUCCCCUCCCCAGACGGGAGGGAGGGGGCUCCUCCCUUGGGAGGCGUAAGAACAAGUGAGGGGGCUGGGGGAAAUGGGGGGGCUACACAUCCCCCAACCUAUCCCCCAAAGCAGCUCCAACAGAAUGAACAGAGGGGCCCAGGGAGUUGCAAAACCCAUCUGGGAGGAAAAUGCAAGAGCAGCAGGCGCCUCUGCCCAGGGCCCCAUUAAUGGGGCUUAGCAAAAAAAGGGAGUGAGUAGGGCCUGGAAACGCCCGCCCCUGCUGAGAGCCCUGAUCCUGGGAAAGGAGGCUGCUCACUCAGCCUUGGCCCUGAAGAGAAUGUCAGGGGGCACAGAGGGGAGACACACUUUCCCUCCUCCACAUUCCUUUUGUUGCCAAGAUCCUUAAUUCCCUCCUGCCCAUAUCCCUACAGGCACCGGCAGACAGUGCAAUGCACAUGCUCCUACUUCAGCACAUCUUGCCCUGAGUGGAUAGGCAAUGAGGUGUGCCCAAUUGGAGCUAGGUUGGGGUCUUACUUAAACUGUGCCCCAUCUUCCUAUUAAUUAAGGAUAGGAAUAGCGUGUGAAUAAAUGGUAAAAGAACAUGGAGAACAGGAAUGGGGAGAGAAACAGAGAGAAGUGGACAGAGGUCUUGGAAAGAGGGGCUAUAUAGCCAAAUGGGCUUUUGCCUCCUGUUUUGGAUUAAGUGGUGUUUAGUGUUGAAUCAAGCAGGCUCAAGGAGAGCUCCCCAUCACAGAAAGAUGCAUAGGAGCCCACUGGGGAAAGAGUAUAGAAACUGAAUUGUUGGGCCUUUAUAUAGAAUGCUGAGGCUACAUGGUCAGACUGCCGCUAUCUGAAGGGCCAUAUCUUACAGAAGGUGCACAUAUACCCAAGGGCCUCUCCUUCCCAGGAGAUCUUGGCCUUGAGGCCAAAGAAGUUUCCAUUUCUGAUCUCCAUAGGGAAGGGGGACUUAAGCCCAAGUGGAUCAGGCCUGGCCUGGGUCUCCACACUCCCCUAUCUUGUUCUAGCCCAGGCCUCCAUGAAGGAGAAUCUGGUAGCAUUAUCCCAGAGCUCUCCAGAAAUGAGCCUCCUCUGCCCCUGUCCCCAGCCUACCAAAGAGUAUUCCUCCCUCCCAUUCCUAGCCUAUGGGUUACCAUCCCAAUUGCUAGAAAAAGUCCAGACACUGGUAAGAGGACCCAAGAAUAAAUUGGUGCCCCUUGAGAGACUUGCAUUUUUUUAGGCUGGAGGACUGUACAAGAGAUGAGGCAUCAAGGAAACUUUGGGGCCUUUAGUCUUGCCCUGGUGUACUGGGAGGAGGAGGCCACAUUACCUGAGAUAUUUAAAAGCCAGUAGGAGCAAAAAAGUCACUGUGAGUUGGAAUCAACUCUAUAGCAGUAAGUUAGAAACAAACAAGAAAGAGCGUUGGAACUGUGUUCCUGGGAUAGGCCUACGGUCUUUUUGUACAAGAAGGGCUUGUGUCUUUCUAGGAUGUAAUGCCAGUGGAUUAAGGGAAGAAUGUGGCCCUGGAAUUGCAUUAGCGUAAAGCCAAAGAGGGCAUAAGAAGGGAAGAGCUGGAUUCAGUUGGCCAAGGGAUAGCUGGAAGACCGCCCAAGGGAAAAAAAAACCAACAUUCAAGGUCUUAAGCUGGGUCCCAAAGGAGCGUGAGGAAUCCUUUCCCC
Echinops telfairi (small Madagascar hedgehog) is the source of this 2303-nucleotide messenger RNA. RefSeq names its product NALCN channel auxiliary factor 2 (gene NALF2). Gene Ontology annotation, molecular function: stretch-activated, monoatomic cation-selective, calcium channel activity. The transcript is spliced from 3 exons. Gene Ontology annotation, biological process: calcium ion import across plasma membrane. Gene Ontology annotation, cellular component: plasma membrane. The record is from RefSeq and is a predicted model, not a curated record. The coding region runs from base 1 to 597 and encodes 198 amino acids. NCBI's taxonomy places the organism in Eukaryota, Metazoa, Chordata, Mammalia, Afrosoricida, Tenrecidae.